This is a messenger RNA of Trichobilharzia szidati, 837 nucleotides long. Lineage: Eukaryota; Metazoa; Platyhelminthes; Trematoda; Strigeidida; Schistosomatidae. The record is from the annotation of a GenBank genome assembly.
AUAGUACGCUAAUCGUGAGAACUUAAAUCCAAAAUCAUUGAUGUGGUUUGGAAAAUAUUUAUAGUUGGUGAACAAGUUGUGACUACUAUCCACAACUGCAGCAAUGUCAAAGUCGACUAGUGGUAAACGUAAAGGCAAAGGGAAAGGAAAGAAAGGACAAACUAAAGAUCCAAUGAAUGAUGCUUUAGAGAAAGCACAAAAUAAUGUUAAAAAUUUGAAAGAAGAAAUCAACAAUAAGAUAUUCAUUGCUGAAAAUGCAGAAAAUCGUUAUCAUCAAGCUCGACUAGACAAGCUGAAAUCAAUUGAAGUCUAUGAAGAGAUGAAAGCAUCAACACAAAAUCAUACAGCCUAUUUAAUAACACAGAAUGAAAUGAAAGUUACCAAUUUACAAGAUGAAAUUGAAGCGUUAAGCACAAAAUUAAAUGAAGCAAAUCAGCAGAUAGAAUUAAAGGAUAGUCAACUGGAGAGUUUACAUCAAGAAUUUGAUAAAUGUAUGACUGAAAAAGAUCUGAAAAUCAGUAUGUUAGAACAAAAAUUACAAGAACAAAGUGCACUGUUUCGUGAUGUAAUGUUACAGGCAUUUAAUCAACUAGUUAAACAAUUACAAAUUGACUUUGACAAUGUUCAUAAGAAUUUUUCAAUCUUUUCUCAAUCUACAAAUGAUUUAGUGGAACUGGAAUUCUUGAAUCCUCCAUUUUUGGAUGAAGAAUCUGCUGAGUAUAUCUGAAAAUGUACAGAAAUUGUAUGCAGAUAUUCGCUUACAAUCAUGUAGAAACAAACAUAUUAUCAUGAUUAGUGACUGUUUUUUUUUUAAGGAUUUUUUGUAAUUAAAUUGGU